Messenger RNA from Stegastes partitus (bicolor damselfish), 3166 nucleotides. It is a transcript of the gene cttn, whose product is annotated as cortactin. NCBI's taxonomy places the organism in Eukaryota, Metazoa, Chordata, Actinopteri, Pomacentridae. The coding region runs from base 154 to 1752 and encodes 532 amino acids. Gene Ontology annotation, molecular function: actin filament binding. The record is from RefSeq and is a predicted model, not a curated record. Gene Ontology annotation, biological process: regulation of actin filament polymerization; cell migration. The transcript is spliced from 16 exons. Gene Ontology annotation, cellular component: actin filament; plasma membrane; cortical actin cytoskeleton.
CGGAAGAGCUGCGGAGGGAGAACCAGCAGAUCCCUGCACCGUUUCUCCAUCAAAGCUGCGGUUGUGAACGGACCACGUCCAUCAGGAGGGAUAUUGAGCGUUCAGCCGGGUCAAAGCUACCUUUGUCGAGUGUGUGGCAUAGGCUCACUAAAGAUGUGGAGGGCAGGCGUGGGACAGAGCAUCCAAGUGGCUGUAGAUGACGGAGGGGAUGACUGGGAAACUGACCCUGAUUUUGAGAAUGAUGUGUCGGAGAAGGAGCAGCGCUGGGGGGCCAAGACGGUGGCCGGCUCAGGACAUCAGGAGCACAUAGAUAUCCACCGGCUGCGUGAGACGGUGUCAACCGAACACACCAGCUUGAAGCAGAAGGAGCUGGAGGCCAUGCCCAAGGCCUCAGAGGGAUAUGGAGGAAAAUUUGGAGUGCAGCAGGAUCGCAUGGACAAAUCGGCCGUGGGUCACGACUACCAGAGCAAGUUGUCCAAGCACUGCUCCCAGACCGACACCUCCAAGGGCUUCGGAGGGAAGUUUGGAGUGCAGGCUGACCGCGUCGAUCAGUCAGCUGUUGGGUUUGAGUAUGCCGGGAAGACGGAGAAACACGCCUCGCAGAAAGACUACUCCACUGGGUUUGGGGGUCAGUACGGCGUGCAGGCAGAUCGUGUCGACCAGAGCGCAGUGGGCUUCGAUUACCAGGGCAAAACCGAGAAACACGAGUCCCAGAAAGAUUAUGCCAAAGGCUUCGGCGGCAAGUUCGGCGUCGAGACCGACAAGGUGGACAAGAGCGCUGUGGGCUUCGAGUACCAGGGCAAAACAGAGAGGCACGAGUCGCAGAAAGACUAUGUGAAGGGCUUUGGAGGAAAGUUUGGUGUGCAGACGGACAGACAGGAUAAAUCUGCGCUGGGAUGGGACCACCAGGAGAAACUACAGCUGCACGAGUCCCAGAAAGACUAUAAGCGUGGGUUUGGAGGGCAGUAUGGGGUAGAGGUGGAGAGGCAGGACCAGUGUGCUCUGGGCUAUGAGCACAAGGAGCGCCUGGCCAAGCACGAGUCCCAGAAAGAUUAUUCUAAAGGAUUCGGAGGGAAAUUUGGUGUCCAGAAUGACCGCAUGGAUAAGAGCGCAGGCACGUUUGAUGAUGUGGAGAAGCCGACGCCAUCUUACCAGAAAACCAAACCUGUGGAGGCUGCUGGCAGCAGCACAGGAAGCAUCAAGGCUCGCUUCGAGAACAUCGCCAAGCAGAAGGAGGAGGAGGACAGGAAGAGGGCCGAGGAGGAGCGAGCGCGUCGACAGGCCAAAGAGAAGCAGGAGCAGGAGGAGGCGCGCCGCAAAAUCGAAGAGACCCCCAAAGCUCCGUCUCCUGCCCCGGCUGCUAGCCCCAGCCCCACCCCACCAGUGCAGCCUGCAGCAGCAGCUCCAGCCUACCAGAACAUCGAGGAUGUGCCCAGUGAAACUGCAGAAAACGGAGAGCAGCUGUACGAGUCGCAGCCACCGAGCAACCAAUAUGCACCGGAGGAGGAACUCUACCAAAACCCUGACGAAACCGCAGCAGCAGCAGACGGGCAGCAGUACGAGUACGGCGAGGACGUCGGGGUAACAGCUGUGGCUCUGUACGACUACCAAGCAGCGGGCGACGACGAGAUCUCCUUCGACCCCGACGACAUCAUCACCAACAUCGAGAUGAUCGACGAGGGCUGGUGGCGGGGCGUCUGCAGAGGCGCAUACGGCCUUUUUCCCGCCAAUUACGUGGAGGUCCGGCAAUGAUGACGCCAAGAUGAGACGAGCUAAGAAUCUCCCCGACCUGCAGAAAGAAAGAGGGAGACGUUUUUCAGAUCCUUUUCACACUUUUCUCUCUCUUCGCCUCAUUUUUUAACGCUUCGACACUGUGCGAGACGUCCUCAGGUCUCCUUGCCGGCUUUGUUUUGCUCCCUUUUCCAUCCCUCUCCUGCCUUUUCCAAUGUCAGACCCCCUCGUUUGUCUCCACGCAGCAGCAGAGCGACUACGACAACAUAUAGAACAAAGCUUUGGUCUGCUUUGUAGUAGUUAAAGCUGCAAAAUGCUUCUCGAGGCCCGACUUUACAAACUCCCGUCUCGCAGCCCCAAAGUCGCCUUUUGCAGCUCUAAAUACGUUUUCCAGAUACCGUAUUGGAGUUCAGCUUCACGACGUGUUGAUCAGGUAUCUUCACGUGUUGGAAAUGCAGUUCAGUCUCACCAAAGAUCAGAAAAUAACAGAAACGAGCUUGAAAUGUCUCAAGUGUGAGUCUUGGGCUCAGGUGCUCACUGUGUAGAAGCUCCACCUAAAUGUAAGCAGGAGCAGUUUAAAGUGGAUUAUCGUGUAUAUUGAUCGCUAUUUACUGUCCAGUGCAUCGAUUAUGGACCAAAAAGCUGAUGACCUCCUCUGUUUUAGGAGUUUAAAAUUCCCAACUGAAGCUGCACUUCAAGUUUCCAGCAUGGAAAACUGAGCUUUGUUUAGAGCUUCAUGUAGUACGAAUACGUUCUGCCUUCUGCAUCAGUUGCAGGAUUGAUUACAAAUGAUCAAUAAUAAUCUUUUUACCUUUUUUCUGAUGUUUAAAUCGUUGCAGAAUCACGGGGCCAAUUAACAAGAACGUUUCCUCUCUACUUCGGCAACACAAACACUUCAGCUCAUAGUAUUAUUUUUAUCAUCUGCUUCGAAUCAUGUACAGAGAGAUUCAUCGUUUAUGAUGCUUGAGAGAAAUAAUAGAUUUGAAAGCAUAUUUUUGUUCCCUGUCGCCGUGUUUUCGUGAAUGUUCGGAGGUUUAUUCGUGUCAUAAUAUGUCGAUAUGCACACGUGAGGGGACGAGCAAACAGUAUGUGUUGAUCUUUUAAAUAAGCGAGUGAUUUAUCAGCAGUAAAGACGACCUGUAGACAUAAACCAGGUGCUGUUAAGGGAAGAGGCUUUGCUGUAUUAUUCUCCAAACACUAAUUAUUUGUAGCAGACGGCAGGUUUGACAAACUGCCGUCUGUGGAUCGCAGUAGUGUAGCGUAAAACAGGAGUGUGAGUGUGUGUGAGGGCUCUCAGUUAUUCAUCUUUGGGGUUUUAUAAUAAAAAGUGACCUUUUCAAAUGUAUUAUUUUUAUCUGUACCUCUGUUUGCUUGAGUCACAUCAUUACCUGCUUGUUCUUUUUUUUUAGAUUCAAUAAAUAAACUAUGAAUAAUA